GGGAACCGUUUAUAACGACUACUGUUUCGUCAGAGCUCAGCGUCAGUUUAGAGACGAAGCAAGUUUCUGUCUUUUCCUCCGAGUUUUCCGAAGAUUACAAACUCAUUAAACUACCAGCGGAUAUUGCAAUAAGGGCAACAUUUAUAUAUUUAAGCUCAUCGUUGUUUUUCUUUUAGAAAAUAAAACCCCAACUAUUUCAGUUUCCGAACAAAGCCACCCGGGGGAGAUUAUACACGACUGUAACUUCGAUGGAGGUGCUCUGACAUUCCUCGAAGGGAUAACUCGAAGUGGGAAAGUCCUCACAUGAUCCCUCAAAGGGCUGCACAGAUGUUUUCACUGGGUCAGGAAAACAUCUCGCCCUCCCCGGCUUCCACCAAAGGACCAGUCAGAUAUGGAGAGCUCAUCGUGCUGGGGUGUAAUGGCUCUCUGCCGUCUGGUGAGAGAGGGAGGAGGAAAAGCCGCUUCGCUCUGUGUCGCAAAAACAAGGCGAAUGGCGUGAAACCCAGCACCGUGCACACAUCCUGCACUCCUCAGGCUGCCAAGGCUAUCAGCAACAAGGAACAGCACAGCAUAUCGUACACACUGUCUCGGGCGCAUACUGUAGUGGUGGAGUACACGCAUGACAGCAACACAGACAUGUUCCAGAUCGGCCGUUCCACAGAGAAUCCCAUCGACUUUGUGGUCACAGACACUGUACCGGCCGGGCAGAGCCUCACUGACGCUCAGACAAUUCAGAGCACAAUCUCCCGCUUCGCCUGCCGCAUCAUCUGCCAGAGGAACCCGCCUUAUUCUGCUCGGAUCUACGCUGCAGGCUUCGACUCCUCCAAAAACAUCUUCCUCGGGGAGAAGGCAGCCAAGUGGAGAAUACAUGACGGUCACAUGGACGGGCUGACCACAAACGGAGUUCUGGUCAUGCAUCCUCGGCAGGGUUUCGCCCAGGACUCCAGACCGGGUGUGUGGAGGGAAAUCUCUGUCUGCGGAAACGUCUUUACACUGCGAGAGACCAGAUCUGCUCAGCAGAGAGGCAAGAUGGUGGAUUCUGAGUGCAACCAGCUGGUGGACGGCUCCCUGAUUGACCUCUGCGGCACCACGCUCCUGUGGCGUACAGCGGAGGGCCUCUCUUGCACCCCCACGGUCAAACACCUGGAGGCGCUGCGGCAGGAGUUCAACGCCGGCCGGCCCCAGUGCCCCGUCGGCUUCAACACCCUGGCCUUCCCCAGCAUGCGACGCAAGGACGUGUUGGACGAGAAGCAGCCGUGGGCGUACUUGCGCUGCGGACAUGUCCACGGCUACCACUGCUGGGGAGGCCGGCGGGCGCCCGAGGUGGAGGCGGAGUGCCAGGAGCGAGAGUGUCCCAUGUGCCGAGCGCAGGGGCCCUACGUGCCGCUGUGGCUGGGCUGUGAGCCGGCCUUCUACGUAGACGCCGAGGGCCCCACUCACGCCUUCGUCCCCUGCGGCCACGUCUGUUCGGAGAAGACGACGGCGUACUGGAGUCAGAUCUUGCUGCCGCACGGCACCCACGCGUUCCACGCCGCCUGUCCGUUCUGCAUCCACCCUCUCAGGGGAGACACCGGUUUUGUCAGACUCAUCUUCCAAAGUCCUCUGGACUAGAAAUGACUUCUGAUGGAAGAGGAACAAAACACCUUGGGAGUGUGAGGUUUCUAAAAACUGAAAUUAAAUUCGUUAAACACAAAGUGCA
Molecule: messenger RNA, 1699 nt
Organism: Poecilia reticulata (guppy)
Lineage: Eukaryota; Metazoa; Chordata; Actinopteri; Cyprinodontiformes; Poeciliidae
Product: E3 ubiquitin-protein ligase pellino homolog 1-like
Biological process (GO): regulation of Toll signaling pathway; protein K48-linked ubiquitination
Molecular function (GO): ubiquitin protein ligase activity; protein binding
Source: RefSeq, a predicted model, not a curated record